AUGGCUGUUCUUCCCUUCUUGCCCGGCCUUGCCGUCGAGAUCGUCGUCAACGGCGCUUCACUGCCUGAGUACGAUGACAAUAGCGACACCCCCGCUUCGCCGACGAUGAUCACCAAAUAUGUCGAGGCGACCUCUGGGGCUAACUUUACGAUCGAAGUCUUGCUCAUGGAGGAGUUUCCUUUCCCAAAGGGUCAUCUAGAAGCCGAGAUCAGUCUCGAUGGGCGAGUGUUUAUGUGUGAGCUUAUCAGAGAAGAUCAAUUCUUCAACGACCAUUUGAUGGACGGACGUCACUCUCAAGUUGGUCAAUACCCAAAGACACAGAAGUUCUUCUUCGCCAAGCUGGAAAUAACAUCGAUUCAAAUUUCCGAGAAGGCGAUGAAAGGCUACACUCACACACAUCGAGCCGGUGUAUCUAAGCCCAUCGCCCGCACAUACCAAACUUGGUGGGAUUACGAUCGCGUAACGAAGUCUCCAUUCGCUACCUUUAAUUUCAAAUACCGGUCCUUGAAUGCUCUCCGAAUCCUGGGGCUUGUCCCACGCGAGCCUACCCCUCCGCCUCUGGAAGAGCGACCCGAAGAUGAGCUCACUCCGGAAGAACUACGCCAACUCGUCAAGCAGCUCAAGGAUCGCAAUACAGCUUCGGUCAAGAUCAAGGAAGAAGCCGGUGUCAAGCGCAAGCGAGUCGAUGAAGCUAUCGAGGCGAGCGAUGACCAGGGGGUAAUGGUCAUUUGGACUGGAAACCGGAAGCGUCACCGUGAUGCAGAUGGAGAGAUUAUCGUGCUGGACUAG
Alternaria conjuncta is the source of this 789-nucleotide messenger RNA. RefSeq lists its product as uncharacterized. The transcript is spliced from 5 exons. Lineage: Eukaryota; Fungi; Ascomycota; Dothideomycetes; Pleosporales; Pleosporaceae. The coding region runs from base 1 to 789 and encodes 262 amino acids. The record is from RefSeq and is a predicted model, not a curated record.